This is a messenger RNA of Raphanus sativus (radish), 621 nucleotides long. RefSeq lists its product as uncharacterized. NCBI's taxonomy places the organism in Eukaryota, Viridiplantae, Streptophyta, Magnoliopsida, Brassicales, Brassicaceae. The record is from RefSeq and is a predicted model, not a curated record. Bases 1 to 621 code for a protein of 206 amino acids. The transcript has a single exon.
AUGGCAACCACCGAGUCAGGCGGCCGAAACAAAGGUGCCGUCGAGGUUACUCCAAAAUAUUGCUGCUCUCGCUACUUCAUUAGCAUUAUUAUCUUCCUUUUCCCUCUCGCCUAUGCAAGUUUUGUAAGAUUUAUCAACAGCAGAGACCAGUGUUACAUAGAGCUAUUUGCUCACUCCAUCUCCGUCUCAAAAGCCGCAAACGUUUCAACCGCUGAUUGGAAAACCGGUUUGAUUGCUACGAGUCCAGCCACAGGGUGUAAACUCUCUCUACAUACAGUCACGUCACGUUUCCUUCGUGGGGACGAGGUUAUCUCCCAGGCAUCUCCGUCGUUGGAUGGUUUCGGGCGACUUGCUACGUUCGAGAAAACUGAUGAGUCGGUUACAGUUGUCGACUUCAGAAACGUGGUGACGCCGGUGGUUAACGGCAGCGUGGUUUGGGAUUAUCGUGUCGAGAGUAUCGUGGGGUUGAAGGCAGAAUUUGCACAUGGGUUCAUGUCGGUGGUUUGCCCCGAUAUUCCGGUGGAGUUUUCGGCGGAUGCGGCCGGGAAUGUGUUUGGUUCAUUGCUCGGAGGUAUGCGACCAUGUCAAUAUUUACUCCGGGAUAACAUGGAUUAUGUUUAG